Anopheles stephensi (Asian malaria mosquito) is the source of this 755-nucleotide messenger RNA. RefSeq names its product endocuticle structural glycoprotein ABD-4-like. NCBI's taxonomy places the organism in Eukaryota, Metazoa, Arthropoda, Insecta, Diptera, Culicidae. The transcript has 3 exons. The coding region runs from base 136 to 552 and encodes 138 amino acids. Gene Ontology annotation, molecular function: structural constituent of chitin-based larval cuticle. The record is from RefSeq and is a predicted model, not a curated record. Gene Ontology annotation, cellular component: chitin-based extracellular matrix.
ACGUCACCACGGCCGAGCAGGAUCGCAGGCUUCGACGACGCCUUCUCGGUGUAACUUCGAGUGUAUACGAUAUUAGCGGCGACACCAAACAAGUGUGUGAGAGUUUUGUGAAGCAAGCAAUAGCAAAUUUUAAGAAUGAAAGUGAUUAUCUACGUUUGUGUCUGUGUGCUAUUGCUGGUGUUGGGUGGAGUGGAAUGUGCCCCCCAAGGGCCAGUCACUGAACCAAUUCCCAUCAUACGGCAGGAGCAGGAGGUGAAUCCGGAUGGUAGUUACAGCUGGAAUUACGAGACGGGAAAUGGUAUUGUGGCGGAAGAGCAGGGCUUCCUGAAGAAUGCCGGAACCGAGCAGGAAACACAGGUCGCUCAAGGAGAGUAUUCUUACACGGCACCGGACGGGCAGCUCAUACGGGUGCAGUACAUUGCGGACGAGAACGGUUUCCAGCCGCUCGGUGACCAUCUGCCCACACCACCCCCCAUCCCGCCGGCCAUCCAGCGUGCGCUCGAGUAUCUGGCCAGUCUGCCCCCGGCUGAUGACGCUUCGCGGAGGUACUGAGCGAGAUGGUGGCACGCGACGCACGCCCCAUUAACUAGCACGUAAAGCAAGACUCAUCAAUCGCCUAUUUAGUGUUACUCGAACGGUGCGGUACAGAGAUAACGGGUUGAGCAAUUGUAAGCAAAACUCACCGAUACAUAGCACUGUCACACGGUCACAUACACGCGAGGUAUGUAAAUAAAUCAUAACGUUUUUUUAUUUAA